GUUAGAUGAUAGAUGUGUGAAGAUAUUUUUGUCAUAAACGUUACAUGUCAAUAUCACUUGAAUUGCAAGUGUUCAUGAAAUCGUUGUGCGAGAGUUUUAUUUUGGUUUUAUAACUUACCGAAGAAUUACGGUUUUGGUAAACCUAACAAUGUCCAGUGUUAGCAUCAGAACAAAAUUAACAUUUAUUUCAGUGUUUUUGAUUUUGAAUUUACCUGCAAGCUCGGCUCUUGCAGAACAAGCAAGGGUUAACACUGAAAGCGUUCAUGAAGAAACCCCACGAAAUAUAGACCACCUUUCAAAAACCAACCCAACAGUUUCGCCGGUGUUUCACACUAGUUCGUCGGGAAUCGCUAACCGACGUGAACAAGGAAAUUCUAUCGAGGAAGACACCAAAAAUCAUGAAAAUCAUCGUUAUCACGUGGCCACAGUUGACUUUCCACACGUUUCUAUCCCUUAUAUCAUUAGCGCAUGGAUCUUAAUCGCUGGAUUAGCGAAAAUUGGGUUUCAUGUCACCCCAAAGAUCGGACUCAUCUGUCCAGAAAGCUGUAUACUUAUCGUGGUUGGAGCGAUCAUUGGUCUACUACUUUUCUACACCGGAUUGGAGCGGGUCGGACCUCUGACCCCCAAUGUCUUUUUCCUGUACAUGUUACCACCAAUUAUCCUGGACGCUGGCUACUUCAUGCCCAAUCGUCUCUUCUUCGAUAACAUGACAUCAAUCUUGUUGUAUGCUGUAGUUGGCACUGUUUGGAAUGCCUUAACCAUUGGAUUCUCUUUAUGGGGUGUCGGACUAACUGGACUUUAUGGAGUAGACAUGCCCCUUCUUGACACACUAUUAUUUAGUUCUAUAGUAUCUGCUGUUGAUCCCGUAGCAGUGCUGGCUGUUUUUGAAGAGAUCCAUGUGAACGAAGUAUUGUAUAUCUUGGUGUUUGGGGAGUCUUUACUGAACGAUGCUGUCACAGUGGUUUUAUAUCACAUGUUCGAAGGUUACACGGAAAUGGGUCAAAAAAAUAUUUUGCCAAUCGACUAUUUAGCUGGAGUGCUAUCAUUCAUUGUUGCUUCGCUUGGAGGCGCUUUACUUGGUGUUGUAUGGGGUAUUCUCGCGGCUUUUCUAUCAAGAUUCACUCAUCACGUGCUGAUUAUAGAGCCAUUGUUUGUAUUCGUGCUGGGAUAUCUCUCGUACCUCACCGCAGAACUAUUUCAUUUGUCUGGAAUCGUAGCGCUGACGUUUUGUGGAAUGACCAUGAAGAAUUAUGUAGAAGAAAACAUAUCGUACAAAUCUCAUAUCACCUUAAAGUACACAAUGAAGAUGCUAGCUAAUACAUCGGAAACUAUUAUCUUUCUUUUCCUUGGUGCAUCAACUGUGAAUGAAAACCACGAUUGGAAUACGUGGUUUGUCAUCAUGACAAUAUUGUUUUGUUCAGUCUACCGAUCGAUUGGUGUGUUGAUCCAGACAUGGAUGUUAAAUUUUUUCCGCUUACACAAAAUAAAUAAAGUGGAGCAGUUCAUCAUGGCAUAUGGAGGUCUUCGUGGUGCAGUGGCAUUUGCUCUAGUGCUUGUUGUCUCAGAGAAAUACAUCCCUUCCAAAAGCAUGAUGGUUACCACAAUUAUAGUAGUAGUGUACUUCACAGUUUUUCUUCAGGGAAUGACAAUUGGACCACUAGUGAGGUUCUUAAAUGUUGCUACAAGUAAUAAAACCAAACCUUCUAUGAAUGAAAGGUUACAUACCAGGUUGAUAGACCAUCUAAUGGCAGGAAUUGAAGAUAUUGCUGGUCACUUGAUUGGGAACUAUCAUCUACGUGAUAAAUUCAAGCACUAUAACAACAAGUUCAUCCGACCACUCCUGACACGUGAUCAUCAUGUCAAGGAACCAAAGAUUUUUGAGACGUAUUCCAAACUAAACCUAACAGAUGCAAUGAACCUUGUGAAACAGAACAACAUUAUGGGAUCUGUAACUAGAAUUGAUCAAAAAAUCUCUCUCUCUAGCCUAAUAAGAUCAUAUACCCAAAGUAAUUUGCCAAGGUACUCGGAUGGAUCAGUUCUAAGUUCACAGGGUGUUACAUCUCAGAGUGAGUCAAGUUUUGUAAACUUGGACAUGGGUGAGCUUGCAUACUCACCGAGCUAUAAGGACCUAGCUGAUGCACAACUCCACCAUAUUUUGUCUGAUUCUAUGUUUAAACCACCUCGAAGGUUGCAUCGGUACAGUCGUGAUGUAAUAGAUGAGACUACUCCACAUCCUCCUUUCCACCACAAAACUCGCAUGCAGAUUAGACAUAUCCUGAAUGAUAAAAAGAGUAAAAAACGAAAGGGAUAUCACCAUAAUAAUGUUAGGAAUGAUUAUAUCUGUAAUGGAAAAGGACCUAAAUCUCAGAAAUACAGUAGGCAGAAAAAACAAAAUACAGAUUCAAAUUCCCGUAAAACUACAUCACUGAGAUUCACCCUUCCAGCCAGUAUAUCUGAAAUCUCAGAGGUUGAAAACUAUUCUCAUCAAAACCAAGAAAUGGUACUUGAUGAUGAUGAUAACCCACUUUUUGGUACUGUGUUUUCUCCAGAUGACAAUGGAAUAACCUUUACUGCACGAAUGACACCUCCUGAAAAUGAUACACAUAAAAGAGAUACUGAUAAGAUUUCUCAAUCAACAGCAACAAUGCCUCUAUCUUGCACAAUAACUGAAACAACAUUACCAUGGAAACGAGAUGAAAAUUGCACUGAUGGAUGCUGUGUUUGGAAACAACAAGAGUUUCCUCCAUGGGUUGACAACAAAGAAUAUCAUGUCUAUACUUCACUGACAAACACAUUUAUGGGUAAAAUAAGCUCUGAUGCUGAUACAAAAACACCUGAUGUCUUCACUGUAUUUGGGUUAGAAAAGCCAAUACAAGAAGACACUAAAAAUGAAAACAUAAACACUGUUAAUAAAUUUAUUGUAAGUCAAACAGAUAAUAUAGGUGCUGAAAGUGUAUUGCCAAAAGAAGAAGAUUCAGCAAAUCUGGAAAUUGAAAAUGUAGAAACUGCAAAUAGAUUUAUUAAUAGGCAACUGUAUAAUACAGGUGCUGAAAGUGCAUUAAGUGGAGAAUAUUCUUUCUAUCAUGUUCAUCCCAAAGAGUCUGAAGAGUUUGUCUCCAAGAACCAAAAGGCAGAAAACAAAGUUGAUGUGUCAAUUGAAAUGCAAGACAAAUUAGCAAAAGUUCCACAGAUGCUAAACAGUUGGCAAGAAUCACAGGCGUUUGUAAUUAACUUGAGUGAUGAAGAAAUUAUGAGUGAAAGAUUGUAAAAGUACUUUUAUGCUUGCUUUUUUUGUGAAGGAGUUGCAGGUUUGAUAUCUAGCCCAGAUAAAAUGUGUUAAAAUAUUGAAAAGAAAGUGUGUCAAAGUAAACUGUGUGUGAGGUGUAUAUUUUUAUUUUUAUUAAUAUCUUAUAAUUUAACUAUAGAACCUGACUUACAACUCUGCAAAAGUAUGUAUUAGUUCUGUCUGUAAGAGAUUUUCAAAUGAUUCACACUUGUUCCUCAUACAUAAUAAAUAAAUAUCAAAUUAUUCUUUAUAAACCACAUCCAAAGGUGCCUAAAGCUCUAAAACAUAUCAUUUUUAACGCAUUUAUUUAAUCAUAGUGUUAAUAUUUUUCUUGUUGUUUUUCUAUGUACUCGAUUUAUAAAAACUUCAGUUUUAACAUUUAGUGAUCAAACAGCUACAUUAUGUUGCAGGGGUAGUCAAUUAUUCUUUGUCAAAGGUUCAAUUUUUGUUUACAGUAAGGUCAAGAUCUAGAGAAACGUCAUUCAUCAUUUUGUACCUGCUAAUGUCCUACAAAAAUGCACACAUGGGCCUUUUUUACGAGCAUAUUAAUAAUUUUCAUCACUGUUCUUUGUUUAUUUAUAAGAUAUUACAUAUGUGCUUUGAUUUUGGGGUUUUUAAUUAUGUGUACUACAGAAUGUGUACUUAUUAACCAUUCUUUAGUACACUGUCCUUUUCUUUCUGUAUUGACCUAAACUUCCUGAUAUUAAUGCAUUUAAAAACAAACAUCAAUUGUGGAAGAUUUGGAGGUCUGUUCAAAAUGUAUGCAUGUGGACUACCCUUAUUGUAGGAUUUAUAAAAACUUGUGUACAUCCUUGUAGAUUAUGUAGGUUUUAGAAAUACCUCAAUGUAAAUUAGGAUGCAUCAAUAAUAAUGAUAAUCUUGUUAGACUUAGUUCUAAAAUCCCAUUUAAUUUUAAAAUAUUGAUUGCUACUUUAAUCUUGCUACUUGACAAAGUUGUUUAUAGCUUCCAAAUCAUCAAAUUGAGAAUAUUUUAAUUUGUGCUUUUUAAGUAGUUUUACAUAGUAUACAUA
This is a messenger RNA of Limulus polyphemus (Atlantic horseshoe crab), 4317 nucleotides long. RefSeq names its product sodium/hydrogen exchanger 3-like. Gene Ontology annotation, cellular component: membrane. Gene Ontology annotation, molecular function: sodium:proton antiporter activity. The record is from RefSeq and is a predicted model, not a curated record. NCBI's taxonomy places the organism in Eukaryota, Metazoa, Arthropoda, Merostomata, Xiphosura, Limulidae. The coding region runs from base 149 to 3268 and encodes 1039 amino acids. Gene Ontology annotation, biological process: sodium ion transport; proton transmembrane transport; regulation of pH. The transcript has 12 exons.